AUGGAGCUUCAGUACGCGGACGACAACGCCAUCGCAGCACACUCAGCAGAAGAACUUCAGGGUAUCUUGAAUGCCUUUGCUAAGGCAUACAGAGCCCUGGGCCUUGCCCUCAACAUCAAGAAGACCCAGGUCCUACAUCAACCUCCACCCAACCAGCCAACUAAUCAGCCCGCCAUAAACGUGGACAACACCCCCCUUGAAAACGUUGACCACUUCCCAUACCUCGGCAGCAUCCUCUCCUCCAAAGCGGACAUUGACUCAGAGGUCAACCAUCGCCUGAGCUGUGCCAGUGGAGCCUAUGCCAGACUCAGGAGGAGAGUCUUUGAGGACCGGGAUCUAAGGGCUCAAACAAAGCUCCUGGUCUACAGAGCUGUUGUCAUCCCCACCCUGCUGUAUGGGGCAGAGUCAUGGACUACUUACAGUAGGCACCUGAGAGCCCUGGAACAACAUCACCAGCGAUCCCUACGGAGGAUUUUGAGGAUCAGUUGGGAGGACAGACGCACCAACAUCAGCGUCUUGGAGGAAGCCAACAUGCCCAGCAUCACCACCACAAUUAUGCAGCACCAACUCCGCUGGACAGGUCACGUCAUCCGCAUGUCCAACACACGUCUUCCCAAACAGGUCCUUUACUCCCAGUUGAAGGAAGGUCAGCGUGCCCCUGGUGGGCAAAAGAAACGUUUCAAGGAUAACAUCAAGACCAGCUUAAAGCAUUUCCACAUCCCCAUGAACAACUGGGAGGAAAUAGCACUGGACAGGCCUCGCUGGAAGAAAUCCGUACAAGAAGGUGCAGCACUCUAUGAGAUGGAACUCCGCCGUAUCGCAGACACAAAACCUUUGUACAACAUGCAGGUCCAGCAGAUGAAGAAGUGGGUCCAGUCAUGCAUAGACCAUCACAAGGACAAGCUGUCCAGUCUGAGUCGAGACAUUUGGGCCGAUCCCGAAAUCGGCGGUCAAGAAACCUACGCCGUGGAGCGCUUCCUGCGCUUUUUCCGCUCGGACCCGACCUGGAGCGUCCAAAGUCCUUACAUGAUUCCCACGGCCUUCCGGGCCAGCUGGGGUCCGGUGGGAGGCAACGAGGGAGACUCGGUUCUGAAUUUGGCCUUUCUGUGCGAGUACAACGCCCUGCCUGAUAUUGGCCACACUUGCGGACACAACCUGAUCGCUGAGGUGGGAGCUGCUGCCGGAUGGGGUCUGAAAGCCGCUCUGGAGGGGCAGACAGAACUUCCGCUCCGAGUGAAGGUGACCAUCCUGGGAACUCCAUCAGAGGAGGACCAUGGAGGAAGGAUCCAGCUGCUCGACGCGGGAGCCUUUGCAGACAUCCACCUGGUCUUCAUGGCCCAUCCUGCUGUGGAGGACGUGGCCUUCUCCUCUAGUCUGACAGUCACCCAGAUGUUGGUAAAGUACCACGGGAAAGCUAGUCACGCCUCCGCCUUUCCAUGGAUGGGCGUGAAUGCCUUGGACGCCGCCGUGCAGGCUUACAGCAACCUCACCAUGCUGAGGCCUCAGCUCAAGCCCGGUAGCACCUUCCAAGGUAUCAUCAAACACGGAGGGGUAAAGGCCAACAUCACCCCUGACUACUCAGAGCUACAAUAUUGUCUACUUGCUCCGACGCUUAAGGAGGUUGUUGAGCUGAAGGCCAAACUGGAGGCUUGCCUCCGGGCUGCUGCCAUGGCGACCGGCUGUGAACUGGAGAUAAGUUACCCAGGCUACACCUACUUGAACAUCGUGCCCAACGCCACACUGGCAAAGCUUUAUGAAGAUAACGGAAGAGCCUUAGGGAUCCAGUUCACCAAAAAUCCCACCAAAUUCGCUGCUUCCACAGACUUUGGCAACGUGUCAUACGUGAUCCCUGGUAUCCAUCCCAUUUUCUCCAUCGCCACGGACGCUUUUAACCACACUGAGGCUUUUGCCGAAGCAGCAGGCUCUGAAGACGCCCAGAUGUACACCCUGAGGGUUGCCAAGGCUCUGGCGAUGACAGCUGUGGAUGUUCUCUGCAGCCCACGCUUGCUGAGGCAAGUGAGAGACGACUUUGCUCAGGCAGUCAUCAGUAAUAUGAUUAAGUAA
This is a messenger RNA of Entelurus aequoreus (snake pipefish), 2064 nucleotides long. Its product is annotated as xaa-Arg dipeptidase-like. Gene Ontology annotation, molecular function: dipeptidase activity. NCBI's taxonomy places the organism in Eukaryota, Metazoa, Chordata, Actinopteri, Syngnathiformes, Syngnathidae. Bases 1 to 2064 code for a protein of 687 amino acids. The transcript has 8 exons. The record is from RefSeq and is a predicted model, not a curated record.